This is a messenger RNA of Diachasma alloeum, 1749 nucleotides long. RefSeq names its product FMRFamide receptor. Lineage: Eukaryota; Metazoa; Arthropoda; Insecta; Hymenoptera; Braconidae. Gene Ontology annotation, biological process: G protein-coupled receptor signaling pathway. The transcript is spliced from 3 exons. The coding region runs from base 66 to 1193 and encodes 375 amino acids. Gene Ontology annotation, cellular component: plasma membrane. Gene Ontology annotation, molecular function: G protein-coupled receptor activity. The record is from RefSeq and is a predicted model, not a curated record.
AGUGCUCAACUCGUUCAUCAAAUGUGCAUUAAAUAUUUGAAUUCGUGGAAUUUUAAGGAUCAACAAUGGAGGAAGAGGAGUCAAGGGCGAUCACGAGUCAAUCAGACUGGGCAGAGACAACAAUGUUUCUGGUCCAGAUGUACUAUACCCCGGUAUUAGUGUGUCUAGGUACCCUAGGUAAUUGUUUAUCAGUGUACGUAUUUUUCUAUACGAAAAUGAGAAGGGCUUCGUCCAGUUGGUAUCUGGCAGCCUUGGUGAUAAGUGAUACUGGAUUUCUGGUGGCAGUGUUCAUCGUCUGGUUGAACAUGGUGGGAAUUGGUAUUUUCAACCGUCAGGGUUACUGCCAAUUUUUCGUUUAUCUCUCCACGCUGUGCAGCUUCUUAAGUGUAUGGUUUGUGGUAUCCUUCACUAUUGAACGUUUUAUCGCGGUGCUGUAUCCCCUGCGCCGGCAGUCACUGUGCACAGUGGCCAAAGCUAAAAUGGUUAUCCUAGGACUCACGGGCAUCGGUAUCAUACUGUGCAGUCCAGUCCUGUGGUUCACCAGUCCACGGCCAAUGAACGGUAAGCCCAAUAUUACUGCUUGUCAGCUUGUCACAGAGAGGGAGAAUUUGGCCAGUGCAUUCAACGUUGCUGAUACCGUCUUGACAUUCGUUCUACCGUUCGCUAUCAUUGUAAUCCUCAAUGGACUUAUUUCGAGAGCUGUCUGGAGGCUGGCGAAUGUAAGAAGGACACUGACCACCAAUGGCCAGAGGGACUCCAGGUGUGGCAACAUCGGCAUGUCCCAGGCUAAAGUCACAAAAAUGCUGCUGGUUGUUUCCACUGUUUUUCUCUGCUUCAAUUUGCCGGCCUACGUCAUGAGAGUCCGCGCAUUUCUAGAGGUACACCAGGAUGAUCCAAGGUCCACUGUGUUAGCACAGCACAUCGCUAACAUUCUCUUUGAUACUAAUUUUGGAAUAAACUUCGUACUGUACUGCGCGAGCGGACAAAACUUCCGUAAAGCCGUUGUGCGAUUGAUCCUCAGGAGGCCGAGAAGAUGGCACUCUGGCACACGAGUAUCAAAUCAUGUGAGCGAUGUGAGGAGAUCGAGCAGCAAGAUUACGCGUCAAAGAACGAUCGUCUAUGAGGUACCGUGGAAUGAGGGCUGUGAGAUGAGGGCUAUGGAAUCAACGACUAACAGGGCCCUGAGUCAAUAGAACUUUGCAUAAAAAGUUACAAUACGCACCACUGUCGAGUUCAGCCCCCGGCAACGGUCGCACAUUUCCGAAGAAUCUCUGAUCCAACAGCUGGAGAAGUUGAAUUGCAGCGUCCUGAACUGGCGCACGGGGACAACCCGUGUUCAUCAGACUGACGUUUAUCACACUCGUGUAAUGAUCACAUGGAUAUUCCCUGAAAUGUGAAUACAAAUACAUGCAGUUCACUUUCUUAUUCCACAUUUUUUUAUCGCCUAUUUUAUGUGGCUUCCUGCGGGAGGUGCCAAGUUACCUGGCACUGAAGAUCGUAGCGAGGGCGAGAAAACAGCCGUCGGCAACCUGCGGCAUACCCGUGUAGCAACGAUCCACCACCCAAUCGAGAAGGGUUCCAAUGUCGGGGUUUCCCUCCAGUAAUAAAACCAUUGUUUCGCGAGCCAGUAGAUAAAUCUGUGAAGUUUGAAAUGUAUUCUGAAGACGCGAGUUUCAGUUCAAUUGAAAUCAGUAGCAGUUUUCAAUGAAUAUCUCGGAAUCUAAGGGAAAUAGCAAAGUUUUUAUUAUA